This is a messenger RNA of Enterobius vermicularis (human pinworm), 1182 nucleotides long. The record is from the annotation of a GenBank genome assembly. Lineage: Eukaryota; Metazoa; Nematoda; Chromadorea; Rhabditida; Oxyuridae.
AUGGCAAAUUUUGUGCUACUUUUUUCUGCAUCUAUUAUUGUUUUUACCGUUAACAGUUUUUUGGUAAUUCCGUAUGAAUUUGUGGAAUUAUCGAGUCGUCUAAACGUUGCUAAAUGUCAAGCGAAAUGCGCUAUUAAAUUUGGUACACCUAUAAGAAGGCGUCAGAACAAUGGAAAAGUUGUAAUCUAUUGGAUUAAUAACAGUGAGGAAGCCAAAAAGAUUGAAAGUUUUCCCACUGCUACCGUUGAGGCUUUGUUACCGCAUAUACGAUACAAACUUUUGGUGUGGAAAGUUAACAAAGUUGGUAUUGUUGGAAGACCAACGGAAAGUGCCUGGUUUGAGGUCUUAACAACAGACUUCAACGAACCUGCUUAUAGAUUUAGUGUUAUAAACCAUUUCGACUUCAAGAAUGGUAUUUCAUUUCUGGUUCGAGGUCCAAUAAAUUACAAUGAGAAUGCCGUCAGUUUAGUGUCACAAACGUGUGAUUACAGUAUCACUUUGGAAAACAGUACCCAUUGUGUCUCAAAAACUGUUACACUUGAUGAAUCUGAUGCAAUAAUUCUUCCCAAAUUACAAUAUUCUUCCGGAUACAGAAUAACAGUAUAUGCCUGGAAAAAUCUUAACAUAUCGUCAAAUCAAAAUAUGGAGCUAGACAAUAGGAUAUACAGCAUCAAUAAGACUACACCACGUUGUGAAGACUACCUAAACUUUGCAGAUGUUCAGUGUGAGUUUAAGUUGCAUGCUGAAGUGUUAUCAGCAGGCAUUGUCAAAGUUGAAUGGAAUCCUCCAAUUUCUUUUCGCAGAAUCUACAUUUAUCGUCUCGAGUAUGAUGUCGUAGGAACCAGUAAAGAUGGAAAAAGAAUGCAAACUCUUCAAACAAAUUUUGAAUUUUUAGAUGCAGCAACUACUUCAACAGUCUUGCAAGUUCCACAUAGUGGCGUAAAAACCUAUAAUAUUCGUUUAACCUGUUUUAAUAAACGAAUCGAGGGGAUUGAUGCAGAGUUUCAACUGGAUAACGUAAUUGUACGACUGGUGCAAACCGACCGAACACAGUUCACGGUAUUGUCGUGCAGUGCUCUAUUGGCGAUACUGCUGCUUGGUCAUUUCACCUGUGGAAAAUUAAACAGAAAACCAACGCGAGCUGUUUCACCUGACGUCAAGACUGUCAUUUAUUACAUCUAA